This is a messenger RNA of Phialemonium atrogriseum, 2076 nucleotides long. RefSeq names its product putative multidrug resistance protein fnx1 protein. Gene Ontology annotation, cellular component: plasma membrane. NCBI's taxonomy places the organism in Eukaryota, Fungi, Ascomycota, Sordariomycetes, Cephalothecales, Cephalothecaceae. The transcript has 3 exons. The coding region runs from base 272 to 2014 and encodes 580 amino acids. Gene Ontology annotation, molecular function: transmembrane transporter activity. Gene Ontology annotation, biological process: transmembrane transport. The record is from RefSeq and is a predicted model, not a curated record.
CCAAGGUCUACGGACCUACCUUAGUGCUCGGGAUAUCGCUACUUUAAUUAAUAGCUUGUUCCUUAAAAAAAUGAAAACGACAUAUAAUAUCCUCCAGCCAUGAUCCAACUACUGUCAUUUCCAAUUGCGUUGUAUUCCUCAUCAUCUUGGCCUUUGUUUUUUCCUCAGCUGUUACCUAUACUUUCGUCCCGUCCGCCCCUUCCCACUACCCUACGGCCACCUACUGAGCCCGUCUUCUAAUCUAAACCUGACACUAAACGCCUGUCACGACAUGGAAGGUGAAAAGGACGGUCAGCAUGAUCCCUCGGGCGCGGAAACCUCCGACAGCAACCCAGAGAGAACCGCCAACGAAUCCGCCGCGCCAAAGUUCAACAGAAGCCCCCGGUUCUGGGCCAUCAUAGCCACUCUCUGCGUCAUUGGCAUCCUGAGCUCCCUGGAGAACACUGUAGUGACCACCUCGCUGCCCUUCAUUGUCACCGAGCUCAAUCUCGGCGAGAACUACAUCUGGGUCACCAAUGUCUUCUUCUUGACCAGCGCUGCCGUGCAGCCUCUAUUCGGGCAGCUUGCCAACAUCUUCGGUCGACGAUGGAUUACCAUGGCCAUUGUCAUGCUCUUCACUCUUGGCAGCGCCAUUGCCGGUGGUGCCUCCAACGGUGCCAUGCUCAUCGCCGGUCGAGCCAUCCAGGGUAUGGGGAGUGGUGGUAUCAACAUGAUCGUCGAUGUAAUUGUUUCGGACCUGGUGCCCCUGAGAGAGCGAGGAAACUACAUGGCCUUUGUUCUCCUUGUGUACUUUGUCGGGAUGGCACUCGGCCCAUACGUGGGAGGCGCCAUUGUCGAGACAACUACCUGGCGCUGGGUCUUUUAUAUCAACCUACCGGUUGGCGGAGUGUCUAUGCUCAUGAUAUACCUCUUCCUCCAUGUUAAAUCCAACAAGGAAAUGCCCUUGGCCCAAAAGCUGCGCCGCAUCGACUACAUCGGCAAUAUUCUCGUCAUUGCGUCUACAGUCGCCAUACUCUACGCCUUGACAUACGGCGGAACUCGUUACCCGUGGUCGUCCUGGAGGAUAGUGCUCCCCCUUGUCCUCGGCCUGGCCGGCCUCGGCGUUUUCAUCUUCUUCGAGACCACCAAGUUCGUCAAGGAGCCCGUGGUCCCGGCACGCCUCUUAGCAAACAGGACCUCGGCAGUUGUCCUUGCCGUCACCUUUAUGAACUCGGCCCUGCUCUUCUGGAUGCUCUUCUUCGUCCCCGUUUACUUCCAAGCCGUCUUGGGCAGCUCUCCCGCACGGGCGGGCGUGCAGCUGCUCCCAGCCAUCGUCAUCGCCGUUCCCGCCGCCAUCGUAGCCGUGCUUCUCCUCGCCAAGUACGGCAAAUAUAAACCGCUCCACCUGUUCGGUUUCGCCCUCAAUACACUCGGUCUCGGCCUCUUCAGCCUCCUCGAUCAAGGCUCCACCACCGUCGAGUGGGUCAUCUUCGAGUUGAUCGUCGCCGGCGGCUCGGGCUUUGUCCUGAACACGCUCCUACCGGCCUUCCAGACACCGCUCGAGGAGAGCGACCAGGCAGCUGCAACGGCGGCGUGGUCGUUCAUGCGCUCCUUCGGCAACAUCUGGGGCGUGGCCAUCCCCGCCGCCAUAUUCAACAACUACUUCGACAAGCUGUCCAGUCGCAUCUCCGACCCGGCCGUGGCUGCUCUAUUCCUCCAGGGCAAUGCGUACCAGUCCACCAGUGCAGAGUUUCUCAACACGUUCCCACCCGCUAUCAAGCAGGAAAUUAUCACCGUCUACGCGGACAGCCUGAAGUAUGUCUGGCGCCUCUCGGUCAUAUUCUCGGGCGUCUCGUUCCUGCUUGUUUUCCUUGAGAAACAGAUCAAGAUGCGCACCGAACUCGAGACGGAGUACGGCUUGGCUGAGGAGAAUGGCAAGAAGAAGGAUUCCGAGACGGGCGAGAAGACGGAGGAGGCUGAGCAGGAGAACGGGGCAGCCAUGGUGACGGAGAAGCCUGUUGAAAUUAGCCCCUGAUACCAUUAAACCGAUUUGACCUAUAAAUCUAGGUUAACCCGCCGUUCCAACGAAGUAGCAUC